Molecule: messenger RNA, 2097 nt
Organism: Coccinella septempunctata (seven-spotted ladybird)
Lineage: Eukaryota; Metazoa; Arthropoda; Insecta; Coleoptera; Coccinellidae
Product: DNA-directed RNA polymerase II subunit RPB1
Exons: 2
Coding region: 268-1659 (463 amino acids)
Cellular component (GO): chitin-based extracellular matrix
Molecular function (GO): structural constituent of chitin-based larval cuticle
Source: RefSeq, a predicted model, not a curated record
CCAGCUAUGCGGUACCCAUACACAUCGCCCAUACUCUCGACUACUUCUUCCGUUCCCCCGUAUCUCAGUCGCGAUCGCGAAUUUAUUCUCCCACAGUGUCCAAACUCUUCGAUGUGUUUCGUAUCUGCAUGUGCGUAAAGUGUAAGUAGUCUAGUGGAGCUAAGUCUGGGCGGUCCCGCGGUUUGGUUGACUCAGUUAUCUUAUGAAACCGGCGAUCGCGAUCAGUUUAAAAGUGCAGCGCGCGAAGUGCCGUGAAAUUCAGUGGACAUGGUUUACCUCGUUACGAUACUGGUGACAAGUAUAUUCGCCGUGAGGACUGUUUCAUCGAGCCCCUGGAACGACCCAACUAGCAACCAAUUUCACAUCCAAACCGACGAAGGACCAGAACGUUACUUCAAGUACCAGACCCAGAACGGCCAGUACCGAAAGGAGAAACGUCUCGAAGAUGGAACUGUUAUAGGAAGCUAUGCUUGGAUCGACGACAAUGGAUACCUCCGCCAAAGAGACUACAUAGCGGACAGCCAAGGAUAUAGAAUCGUCAAAAAUAAAAAUGUUUAUGUAGGAAGGAACGUCAACGUCGGCGAUGCUGUUAAAGCUACCAAGAAAAUCACAAACUCCUAUAUUCCUCCAACUAAUUAUAAUAUACCCUCAUCAGUUCCCAAUAGAGGUUAUGUUGCUGUUACGCCGAGACCCAUUUUGAGAGCUUCAACGGUUUCGCCAUCUGUAGAGAUUUCUUUGAAUUCAAUACCGUCAUCAACACCCUCGUCUGUGGUAUUCGAUUCAUCCUCGUUUAGUUCUCAAUCAUAUAGCCAUGAUACUUCAACAACUGAGCAUUUUCAAACGUCAACUUCAAGACCCAUCACCUCGACUAUUUCUUCCACUCUCCAGACUGUAUCUACACCUACUAGUAUUUCUCCAUCUACAUCAUAUCUUCCUUCAGUCCCGUCUUCAUCUUUUCAAUAUCCAUCUUCAUCACCAUAUUCACCAAGUUCAACACAACCUCCUGUUUUUUACUCUCCCACUCCCGAAAAUGAACUUUCUCCACCUUUGCCAGAAUAUAAUACACCAAGAACUCCAACCUAUAUCCCUCCUGAGAAUUCACCCUCUUCCACUCCUUCACCAAACCCUGCAAGUGUUUAUUUACCAACUUACAUACCCUCAUCAACACCAUCUACUAUUUAUAUACCUUCUUCUACACCCGGAUACAUCAAAAUUACCCCCCCUCCAAGGAACUACAUACCACAAUCCUCCAUAAACACAAAUUCCAUCGAAUACUCAAGUAAUCCCCAAUAUGAACAUUAUCCAGAUGAAUUUGUCAAUCCCUACAUACAUCAAAAUGGGCCAACCUAUCCUAUAGAUACCAGGGGACAGUCUUUCAAUCCCACAUACAAUAAAAUAGGAAAUGGAUAUGAUCCACAAUAUCCUUAUUAUGAUGGAAUUUCUGUAACAAAUGAUGGUUUCAGAUAUUACAUACCCAAAGCUUACCACGAAGAACAGAAUGUAGGUUCAGAUACAAAAUCAGGUAGCUUUGGUUAUAUUGAUCCAUUUGGCAUAAGAAGAGUAAUUUAUUAUAAUGCUGGUCCCAAUGGUUUCAAACAUCGAAAAAAUAAUCGAUAUGUAGGACACGAUGCUACUCCUUACGAUCCAAGACCUUUCUGAAAUUUUUAAUAUAAAAAUUCAGAUAACACAAGGCUCACACGAAUUUUAACCUUAAAAUUGGAUAUAUAUCCAGUGGAAAAUCGACAUCGAGACUAGUCAUUUAUUACAAAAUGCCCAAAAAAAUACGAAGGAUGAAUGAGCAAGAUAUUAAAUAAGGACAAAAUUUUACCAAACAUUCGAAAAAGAUUCCUAGUAACUUUCAUGUAUAGUGAAUUCGAUGUUGUGAUAAACUAAUAUAAGCUUAAAUCUAAUUUAGAUAUAAGACUAAUUUAUUGUUAUUUAAGGCUGUAUUUUUUCUGUUUCAUUUAUGAGACACAUUCAAAUGGUCCUGUGGAUAAAAGUUCAUAAAAUGGAGUAAAGUACAAAGAAAUCUUAUGCACUCUCGUUCUAGGACCAGAUUACCUACAUACUGAAAAUAAACUUCAGAUACACCAUUUA